This is a messenger RNA of Eucalyptus grandis, 1498 nucleotides long. RefSeq lists its product as uncharacterized. The transcript has a single exon. The record is from RefSeq and is a predicted model, not a curated record. Bases 1 to 1314 code for a protein of 437 amino acids. Lineage: Eukaryota; Viridiplantae; Streptophyta; Magnoliopsida; Myrtales; Myrtaceae. Gene Ontology annotation, molecular function: S-adenosylmethionine-dependent methyltransferase activity.
AUGGGAGCUGCGGACAGUCCGAAGAAGCAGUCCCACUACCACCCGCCGCCGUCUCCGAGGGCGGCCGCGUUCAAGUUCAAGCUCAAGAUGGCGGCGUUCGUCCUCCUCACCAACCUCCUCACCUUCUACUUCCUCGCCUCCGGACCUUCUCGCCUCGACCUCGGCCGCCUCUCCCUCCCCAUCGCCUGGGACACCUCCCUCCUGGCCCACCUCAACUCCACCCGCGCCCACCUCGCCGACACCCACUCCCGCGUCUCCGACCUCCACCGCCAGCUCGCCUCCUCCGACUCCCUCGUCAAGGCCCUCCUCGCCGAGCUCGCCCGCUCCCGCGGCCGCCCUCACGACGGUGGUGAUCUCCCGGACGAGGUGAAGCUGGCCGUGGCCCCGCACAAGCUCCCGCUCGGCUACUCUCCGAGGAUGGGGUCCGACAUGCUGCACCCGCCUGUGGGGGUCGCGUGCCUGAGGUUCAAGGAGGAGCUGGCCCAGUACAUGUCGUACGAGGUCGGGGGCGAGUGUCCCGUGGACGACGUGUUCGCGCAGCGCUUCUUGCUGAAGGGGUGCGAGCCGCUCCCGCGGCGGCGAUGCCAUCCGAAGUCUCGGGCCAAGUACGUGGAGCCGACCCCGUUCCCGCAGUCCCUGUGGACGACGCCGCACGACUCGAGCGUCGUGUGGGACGCGUACACGUGCAAGAGCUACAAGUGCCUCGUCGACCGCAACAAGCAGCCCGGCUACUUCGACUGCAAGGACUGCUUCGACCUGGAAGGUCGAGAGAAGCACCGCUGGAUGUACGACAACGGCAUCCUCGACUACGGGAUCGACCAGGUCCUGGCCACCAGGCCACGAGGGACGGUGCGCAUCGGGCUGGACAUCGGGGGCGGGAGCGGGACGUUCGCGGCCAGGAUGAGGGAGCGCAACGUGACCAUCGUGACCACCACGAUGAACCUGGACGGCCCGUUCAACAGCUUCAUCGCGUCCCGAGGGCUCAUCUCGAUGCACAUGAGCGUGUCCCAGAGGCUGCCCUUCUUCGAGAACACGCUGGACAUAGUGCACUCGAUGCACGUGCUGAGCAACUGGAUCCCGGACACGAUGCUGGAGUUCGCGCUGUACGAUAUUUACCGGGUGCUGAGGCCGGGCGGGCUGUUCUGGCUCGACCACUUCUUCUGCGAAGGGCCGCAGCUGAACGGGACGUACGUGCCGAUGAUGGAGCGGGUCGGGUUCAAGAAGCUGAGGUGGAACGCCGGGAGGAAGGUCGACCGGGGGCCGCAGAAGAACGAGUGGUACUUCUCCGCCCUCUUGGAGAAGCCCAGGACAUGAGUUUCAUGCUUUUACACAGUCCUCAUAGAUCGACUUGCUUCCUUUGUUGCAUUUCUUCCUUGAGCUUAGAUGUCACCAGAACUUUACUUCUUGUAUCAUCAUCUGGGGUUGGCAAGGCGUACGACACAGGUUCGAUCGUACGCUCCGAGGAGUUUUACCCCCCUGAAAUUUUGCAAAUUCAUUA